Messenger RNA from Eriocheir sinensis (Chinese mitten crab), 541 nucleotides. RefSeq names its product fasciculation and elongation protein zeta-1-like. NCBI's taxonomy places the organism in Eukaryota, Metazoa, Arthropoda, Malacostraca, Decapoda, Varunidae. The coding region runs from base 46 to 408 and encodes 120 amino acids. The transcript has 2 exons. The record is from RefSeq and is a predicted model, not a curated record. Gene Ontology annotation, cellular component: cytoplasm; axon.
CCCACUCUCUCUCCCUCUCACGCUCUCUCCCUGUCAGUUGACGCAAUGGUGGAACUGUGCGAGGGCAAGAUGGCAGAGCUCGAGGUGUCUGUCCCCCUGGCGCAGUUUGACACGGACGAAUGGGCUGAGUUCAGUGAUUUCCAGUCCUCGCAAGACCCGAACUGCAACGACAACACCCAAAACCUGACCACGGGAACGUCUGACCCGAACGACAACAAUGAUUUCCUGGAUAACAUGUCCGACACCACCGAUACGUUCAAGGAUUCGUUCUCGGCCUCGCUGGAAGACCUCGUCAACACCUUCGACGAGAAGAUCACCAAGUGCUUCUGCAACUACGAGGACCAGGUGGAGAAGUUCGCGCCCGUGCAAGUUCGAACCCAGGAGGAGAUCAUGAACGACUGCCAGUAAGUGUUGCUGUUGUUGUCGUUGCUGUCGCUGCUGCUGUUGUUGUUAUGGGAGGAGGGCGGAGGUAAGUGCGUGAUUAUAUUUACCUGUUGUAACCAGAAGACAGGUAAGACAACACCUGGAGGAGGAGGAGGAG